CAGCCCGUGUUGAGUGCAAACAGUUCGAGUCGAACCCGCAAAGUGAACAGAACGUCGAAGACCCAAGAGUCAGAGGCGCCAAAAAUAAAAUCCAGUGAAAAAGUGAAUUAGCAAAUCCAACCCAAAACCAAAAAUAAUGGCCGCCAUUAAGGACAGUCUGUUGGCCCAGGUCGCCGAGGUGCUGCCCAGCUCCGGGCACAAGGUCACCGUGGUGGGCAUCGGGCAGGUGGGCAUGGCCAGCGCCUUCAGCAUCCUGGCUCAGAACGUCUCCAAGGAGGUCUGCCUCAUCGAUGUGUGCCAGGACAAGCUCCAGGGCGAGCUGAUGGAUCUGCAGCACGGCUCCAACUUCCUGAAGAACCCCCAGAUCACCGCCAGCACCGACUUUGCCGCCUCGGCCAACUCCAGGCUGUGCAUUGUGACCGCCGGUGUGCGCCAGAAGGAGGGCGAGUCCCGCCUGUCCCUGGUCCAGCGCAACACCGACAUCCUCAAGAACAUCAUCCCCAAGCUGGUGGAGUACAGUCCCGAUACCAUCUUGCUGAUGGUGUCCAACCCUGUGGACAUCAUGACCUACGUGGCCUGGAAGCUGUCCGGCCUGCCCAAGAACCGUGUCAUUGGAAGCGGCACCAACCUCGAUUCGUCCCGCUUCCGCUUCCUGAUGUCGCAGCGCCUGGGCGUGGCCCCCACCUCCUGCCACGGCUGGAUCAUCGGCGAGCACGGCGACAGCUCCGUGCCCGUCUGGUCCGGUGUUAACAUUGCUGGCGUCCGUCUGCGCGAGCUGAACCCCACCCUGGGAACUGGCGAGGAUCCAGAGAAGUGGAACGAGCUCCACAAGCAGGUGGUGGACUCCGCCUACGAGGUUAUCAAGCUAAAGGGCUACACCUCCUGGGCCAUCGGCCUCAGCACUGCCUCCCUGGCCUCGGCCAUCUUGCGCAACACUAGCAGCGUUGCCGCCGUCUCCACCUCGGUUUUGGGUGAACACGGCAUUGACAAGGACGUGUUCCUGUCCCUGCCCUGCAUCCUGAAUGCCAACGGUGUGACCUCCGUGGUCAAGCAGAUCCUGACCCCCACUGAGAUCGAGCAGCUGCAGAAAUCGGCCACCAUCAUGGCCGACGUCCAGGCCGGACUCAAGUUCUAAGUUCAACACUCCUACCUAAAACAAUGCAUUCGCAGCAUAAAAUUAUUACAAAAGUAAACACGCUAGCCAUCGUCUAGGAAUGCUAAUUUUAGUCCAAUUCGGAGCCACGGGGGAGCUGAAUCCAGUGAAGAAAUGCCACUGACAGAGCAUCAAGUAUUUCUGACACCAAUGUUUAUUUUUAGUAUCACUUCUCAAUUAUUUAUUAUUUUUAUGGAUUAGUUUUGUGUGUCCACACGAAUAAACUGUUUAAACUUUAAGUUAAAA
Molecule: messenger RNA, 1399 nt
Organism: Drosophila bipectinata
Lineage: Eukaryota; Metazoa; Arthropoda; Insecta; Diptera; Drosophilidae
Gene: Ldh
Product: Lactate dehydrogenase
Biological process (GO): pyruvate metabolic process; lactate metabolic process
Cellular component (GO): cytoplasm
Molecular function (GO): L-lactate dehydrogenase (NAD+) activity
Source: RefSeq, a predicted model, not a curated record